AAUUCUAUUACACACUGAAACUGAUACAGCACUCGAGAGAGAGCAAACGGCUGUGUCUACUUCUCAAGCUUCUCCCAUGUCUUCCCUUCCUCUACUAUAGAUCUCAAAUACCAAUUACAGAAGCUGACCCAUUAGCAAGAAUCAUAUAUAAUCAACCAAACGUUUUCUCCAGAGCUCUUUCUAGGGUUCUUCUGCAAUUAAGAGGCAAUGUCUGUGCUGAUUGUGACGAGCUUAGGGGACAUUGUUAUUGAUUUGUACUCAGACAGAUGCCCCUUGACCGCCAAGAAUUUCUUGAAGCUUUGCAAGAUUAAGUAUUACAAUGGGUGUCUAUUUCAUACCAUUCAAAAGGAUUUUACUGCACAGACUGGCGAUCCAACAGGAACGGGGACUGGUGGUGAUUCGAUAUACAAAUUUUUAUAUGGUGAACAAGCUCGGUUUUUCAGUGAUGAGAUUCAUCUUGAUUUGAAGCAUGCCAAGACAGGCACUGUUGCCAUGGCCAGUGGUGGGGAGAAUCUUAAUGCUUCUCAGUUUUAUUUUACGCUGCGAGAGGAUCUAGACUAUCUUGAUGGGAAACACACUGUUUUUGGAGAGGUAGCAGAAGGUUUGGAAACACUGACUCGGAUUAAUGAGGCUUAUGUAGAUGAAAAAGGAAGACCCUACAAAAAUAUCAGAAUCAAACACACCUACAUUCUUGAUGAUCCUUUUGAUGAUCCUUCACAACUACCUGAGUUCAUUCCUGAGGCAUCACCAGAAGGAAAACCCAAAGAUGAGAUUGAUGUUGACGUACGACUUGAAGAUGAUUGGGUCCCUAUGGAUGAGACGUUAGGUCCACAAGAGCUUGAGGAAAUUAUACGUGCAAAGGAUGCACAUUCUAGUGCUGUUGUGCUUGAGAGUAUUGGAGAUAUACCUGAUGCUGACAUGAAGCCUCCUGAAAAUGUUCUUUUUGUUUGUAAACUGAAUCCAGUAACUGAAGAUGAGGAUUUGCAUACAAUCUUCUCACGAUUUGGGCCUGUAUCGUCGGCUGAAGUAAUCCGUGAUUUCAAAACCGGCGACAGUCUCUGUUAUGCUUUCAUAGAGUUUGAGAACAAAGAGUCAUGUGAGCAAGCAUAUUUUAAGAUGGAUAAUGCUUUGAUUGAUGACCGAAGGAUUCAUGUCGAUUUUAGUCAAAGUGUCUCUAAGUUGUGGUCACAGUACAGGCGCAAAGAACACAAAACUGGUAAAGGUAAUGGCUGUUUUAAAUGUGGUGCCGAUGAUCAUAUUGCUAAGGAUUGCACUGGGGGUACUGCAAUCCCACAGCACCAGCAGAAGUACAUCUUAAAGGACGAUAAUCCACAUCGAGGUGGAGGUGACAAGUCUAGGUAUGACAUGGUGUUUGAUGAAGACAUUCAAGAAAGUCCAAAACAGGAUAAGAGAAAUCGGAGCCAGGAUCCAGAUGAAAGAGCAGAGAAACAGAAGAUGGAAUGGCAAAAAUUGGAGGAGUCUAGGCAUAGGGAUCAAGAAAAGAGAGACUCAAGGCAUGGGCAUAGGCAGGCAGAAAAAAGUGAUAGAGACCACAGAGAUGGGGAAUUGAGACGAGAACGGGAUGGUAGAGAAGGUCGACAUGGUGGAAGUAGAAGCAGUCGAGAUUAUGUUGAAGAGCAGAACAGAGAAAAGCACAAGGAUAGGCGAAAUGAGCAAGAUGAAAAAAGGGUUGGAGAUCGAGAUUACAGUAAGAAAAGUGCUGGAAAUGGCCGCCAUGAAGAAAGAAGGGAUGAUAAAUAUCACAGAAAGGCAACCGAUGACGAUAGGCCUAUGGAACAGGGUGAGGACAGAGACUAUAGGAAGAGAAGUGCAGAUAAUGAUAGUCGAGCAGAGAGGAGGGACGUUGGAGAUUUUAAAAAGAGAAACGAGAAUCAUCGAGGCCAUAGUGACAAGAGAGACGAUAGAGACUAUAGGAAAAAUGAUGUUCAUGACCCAGGAGACGAGCGAAGGGAUAGAAAACGAGGCGCAGAUGGUGAUGGCUACAGAGACAGGAGGGAAGACAGGGAACACAAAAGGCAGGAAACAGGUAGUGCUGAUGAGCGAGACCGUGAAAGAAGGUACAGACAUGACAAAAGAAGAUGAUUGGUUCUUCCCAAAACACAAGGUGGUGACUAAAGUAGAUUAUCUUUUGUGGUCAUUGUGAAAACACUGAUUUGUUGAACCAAGUUUUGCUUUUAUGAAAAACUAUUUCCUGGCUCCA
Molecule: messenger RNA, 2221 nt
Organism: Humulus lupulus (European hop)
Lineage: Eukaryota; Viridiplantae; Streptophyta; Magnoliopsida; Rosales; Cannabaceae
Product: peptidyl-prolyl cis-trans isomerase CYP59
Exons: 15
Coding region: 208-2103 (631 amino acids)
Biological process (GO): protein peptidyl-prolyl isomerization
Cellular component (GO): nucleus
Molecular function (GO): peptidyl-prolyl cis-trans isomerase activity; zinc ion binding; RNA binding
Source: RefSeq, a predicted model, not a curated record